CAUACAAACCCCUCUCCCAAUCGCCUCAUCCCUCAACAUCUCCAAAAUAAACGUAUAAAAACAAAGCCAAGACCUUGCCAACAACUCAUCCAUAAAACCCAAUCCCAUAUUAGUAGAAAACACAGACACAAUGUCAUCCAUAACAAUCCGCCCCGCCACAAUCGACGACAGCGACUCAAUCGCAAACAUCCACUACGAAGCACUACAAUUCUACCACGAUUUCUACGCCGCCUUCUUCCAGCUCCAUCCCCGCGAUCUAAUCCCCCUUGCCACAAGAAACGCCCUGCAGAAUCCGGGGCAGCAGCACUUCUUGGUCGCUGAGCAGGCGGGGGAAAUAGUCGGGUUUGUGCGCUACAAAGAAGUAUUCAAAGACAUAAAGCCGAAUUCGAACGCAAAACCCCCCGCGUCAGUAUGGACGGUUAAAAAACACAUGGAGGAACUGUGGGAAUGGUUUAAUAAGAGGAGUGAAGACAUUGAUGCAUCUAAAGAAAAAGCCGUUGAUGGGAAAGAUCAUUUUGAAGUGAUGCAUCUCAUGGUCCACCCAGACCAUCAACGGAAAGGCAUCGGCGGUCAACUCCUCCAAUCCGUUACCGAGAAAGCCGACGCCGCUAAUGCCCCAACGCUGAUCGUAUCCUCCGUCGAGGGCCACGGCCUCUACAAAAAACACGGCUUCAAGUCGCUGGGCACAUGGACGGUCGACAACGAGGAAUGGGCGCAUAAGAUCACGGAGCACGAAAGGGCGAUCGGAUAUACAGACGGAGUUAUCGACAUCGAGGACAAGUAUAGAGGGAUACGCGAGGUCGAAGAUAGCAUGAUCCGGCAGCCCAGCAUCCGUGUUGCAUGAUUCGCCAAUCUGUGCAGUCUUUACGGGUAUUGUGGGUAUCGUAGCGCACCGUUCUCUAGUUCGUAUUCGUUUUCUGUUCCAGAAAGAAAAAAAAAUAAGAGAAAAUUCGGGAAUUGGGUGUGUCCCCGCUCCAAUCACG
Messenger RNA from Fusarium verticillioides 7600, 983 nucleotides. RefSeq lists its product as hypothetical. The record is from RefSeq and is a predicted model, not a curated record. Gene Ontology annotation, molecular function: acyltransferase activity, transferring groups other than amino-acyl groups. Bases 131 to 844 code for a protein of 237 amino acids. NCBI's taxonomy places the organism in Eukaryota, Fungi, Ascomycota, Sordariomycetes, Hypocreales, Nectriaceae. The transcript is spliced from 2 exons.